Molecule: messenger RNA, 1440 nt
Organism: Penicillium verrucosum
Lineage: Eukaryota; Fungi; Ascomycota; Eurotiomycetes; Eurotiales; Aspergillaceae
Exons: 2
Coding region: 1-1440 (479 amino acids)
Source: RefSeq, a predicted model, not a curated record
AUGACCAACCAAGAGAACAUGCGGGGCAAUCCCAACCCCAAAUCCAACACCCCGGUCCCGGCCCCAUCGCCCUCAGCCUCAACCUCAUUCACCCCCUCCAACAAACCCCCUUCUACCUCCGCGCCCCCCCGCGUCCUCACUAGCCUAGCAAAAAGCGCAUUCCAACCGAGCCCCGACCUAGCCAACACCCUAGCAUCAAGCACGAGCAGCAAACCAGCCGGUCCCUCCUCUUCCCUCCCGAACACACAAACAAGCAGGGAUCUAUCCGCAAAUACCACACCGCAUGGAGCUCCCGGGUCCGGGUCCGGGUCCGGGUCCGGGUCCUCGUAUGCAGCGCAAUCCUUCCGCGAACACGAUACACACACAUCAACACCGGGUGGAUUCACUCUACCCGCCUUGACAGAAGACGAGUUCCAGGGAAAUACACACGCAUACGGAUACGAUGGAAUAGGAAUAGCGGACAACACAGAAGCGCAUCAGUUACGCGCAAAUACAACCACAACAACUGCAGACCAAAACACAAAUCAAUCCCAAUCCCAAUUCCAAUCCCAAGACCUCCAAACCCCCUCCUCAACCUGGAAAGGCAAAGCCCGCGCCCACGACCCAACACAACACCAACUCGAAACCGUCUGGCAGCGGCAAUGGCACGAGCAAACACCGCAGACAACGACUGUUCCAGCUACAGAUGGUGCGGCUGUUGUGUCAUUGCUAUCGGAUAUAACCUUCGACCCGAAUUUCGAGGAUCCGACGACUGUACCCGAUACCGAGAUUGAUAUUGCUGCUCCGCCGGCUCCGCUUUCUGCUGCGGAGAGGGAGAUGCUUGAUUCUUUUCGGAGGGGGUUGGGGUUGGAUGUGGAGGGGAAGGGGAAUAAGGAAAGAGAGAAGGAUGCACGGUUAACGGGUGCGAGUCUUAUUCCUGAUAUUGAUGUUUUUUUGAGUCAGGGGCUUGGGGCUGAGAGUAGUAUUGGGAGUGGAACUGGGACUGAGACUGGGGAGAGAAAUGCUAUGGCCAUGGCUACGGAUUCAGGUUCAGGUUCUGGUUUCAUUCCUACUUCAAUCCGCGAUGCCGUUUUGAGGAAUAUGCCCGGUGGGACUGAUUGGAUUGGUGUCCAGGAGACUGAUAUUGAUGUCUUUUUGAGUCAGGGGAUUGGGGCUGGAACGGGGAUUGGGAAAGGGAAUACUACGGCCAUGGGCUCAACCUCUACCUCUACCUCUACAUCUACUUCCCUCCGCGACGCCGUGUUAGCGAAUCUCCCUGGUGCGGGUGAUUGGAUUGGUGUCCAGGAGAGAUAUCAUGAUGAAGUAUGGGGAUAUCUGCAGCCUGUGCUUGAGGAUGCGAGGGCGGAGAUUGAGGAGAAGGGGGUUGAGGGAUUGGGGGCUGGGGAGGAUGGGCCUGCUGUGAGGAGGUUGAAGAUGAUUUUGAUGCAUAUGAAGGGGUGA